Molecule: messenger RNA, 3621 nt
Organism: Dioscorea cayenensis subsp. rotundata (Guinea yam)
Lineage: Eukaryota; Viridiplantae; Streptophyta; Magnoliopsida; Dioscoreales; Dioscoreaceae
Product: disease resistance protein RPM1-like
Exons: 2
Coding region: 351-3107 (918 amino acids)
Biological process (GO): defense response to other organism
Molecular function (GO): ADP binding
Source: RefSeq, a predicted model, not a curated record
CAUGCUGACACCAUCACAAACCUACCGAACCAAAAUGAUGACAAGAAUGGGAUAGUGAACAAAAAUAUACUUAAUAUUAAAUUCAAUGAACACAUAAAAACUACAUUUGAUUUGAUCAUACUCGCAGACUAUCACGCAAUAUCUUCUAGGACCACAACACAUAGAUGCACUUGCAACUAAUUAGACUUUGUCAAAGCCGUGAUACUGCUACCUAAAUUUCCAAUUUCAAUGAAUUUAAUUUACAUAUGCGAUACUCAAAAGAAAUAUACAAAUCACUAGCAUACUGGUGUUUAAACAAGACACAAUAUAGUGCUCACAAGUGCUUUCUAGAGAGAUAGAGAGAAAGAGUUAUGGCUGUAACCGGGAUUGAGUGUGUUUCCUUCAAGUAUGUUUUUGAUCAGAUGGAUAGUUUGCUCAAAGAAGAAGCACAUUUAUUGGGACAACUGCGUUCAUCUCUUCAAGAUUUAAGGGGUGAAUUGGAUGGCAUGAGAUCAUUUCUAAGAGAUGUAGAUGCAGUAGGAGAAAGCCAUGUAAUGAGAACAGUGGCAGGUCAAGUAAAAGAAUUGAUUUACGAUACUGAAGACCUUCUUGAUGAAUCCCGCCACCAUGUCAGGCAUACUCAUAGACAUGGAUUUGUGGGCUGGCUUCAAAAAAAUCUUUACAACAUCAAGCAUUUGCCUGCUCAACACCAAAUAGCUAUCAAGAUUCAGGAUAUCAAAACACAGCUGCAAAGCAUCAUGUUGCGAAGAGAGAGAUAUGCUAUCAAUUUGACGGAUGAGGGAUCAAGCUCUAGAGGUGGAAAAGGUAGACUGCAUAACAGACAUGUGGCUCCACGUUUCCUAAAAGAUACUGAGCUAGUAGGCAUUGACAGGCCACGGGAAAAAUUGGUCGACUUCUUAGUGAACGGAGAACAAAAAUUGACAGUGAUAUCAUUGGUUGGCAUGGGGGGUGUAGGUAAGACGACUCUUGCAAGGAAAGUUUAUGAUGAUGAGAGAGUAAAGGGGUGCUUCCACUGUCAUGCUUGGAUCCCUGUGACACCCACAUUCACAAUCGAGGAGCUAUUCAAAAGCAUAAUAAGCAGAUUCCAUGAGAACAAGAGUGAGCCGAUUUCCAGGAGGAUUGAUGCAAUGGAAAGGGAUCAACUAGCAGAGAUGAUAUUUGAGUAUCUCAAGGACAAAAGGUACGUUAUUGUUUUUGAUGACGUAUGGCACAUUAAUGCAUGGAAUGAAAUAAAACAUGCGCUUCCUGAUGAUAACUGUGGUAGUAGACUUAUAGUCACAACCAGAAUCCGUGAUAGCAGUGGAGAAUCAUAUGGCCAUGUCUAUGAUCUUCAGCCACUCACUCAAUCAGAGGCAUGGCUCCUCUUCUGUAAGAAAACAUUCCAUUCCAUCCCCGAGGGAGUAUGCCCCUCUGGGAUAGAAGGUAUCUCUAAAGAUAUUGUCGAACUAUGUGGUGGAUUGCCACUUGCUAUUGUAGCAAUUGGUGGCCUUCUAUCAAAUAAGGAAAAAACGCCUAUUGAAUGGAAGAAAAUGCAGGAUAACCUUAACACUGAGUUGUCUAGGAAUGAAAACCUUGAGCACAUCAAAAUUAUACUAUCUCUGAGCUAUAAUGAUUUGCCUGAAGUCCUUAAAUAUUGCUUUCUAUACUUCAGCCUUUUCCCAAGGAAUUAUCCAGUUACUUGCAUUACACUAAUUCGACUUUGGAUAGCUGAAGGAUUUAUAGAAGGUGAGAGUGGCAAGACAAUGGAAGAAGUUGCAGAGGGCUACCUCAAUAAUCUCAUCGAUCGUAGCAUGGUUCAAGUGGCAGAAUCUUAUGACUACAGCAGGAUGAGAAGUUGCAGAGUUCAUGAUAUGAUCCACGAGAUCAUUCUCUUAAAGUCAGAGGAAGAAAAUUUCAGCAAAUCCCUGAUCAAGCAGAAACCUGGGAUGUGUAAAACAAUUAGACGUCUAUCAAUCUACAACACACAGGUAGAUGUUCUGCAAGACAUGAGCUUUUCGCACCUUCGAGCUUUGUUCUUAUCUGGGCCAAUGUCAAAGACUUGCAUGCACAAAUUCUUUUCCAGCUUUAAAUCAUUGAGGGUAUUGAGCUUGGCAGGUGCACCAAUCAAAACAUUUCCAGCAGAAAUUGGGGAUUUACUGCAGUUGAGGUACUUGAGCAUGAGGAAUACAAAGAUAAAUAAGUUAUCAAAAUCCCUGGGAAGGCUCAAAUACUUGGAAACCUUGGACCUCAAAGGAACCUAUGUAUCUGCAUUGCCCCUGAAGAUCCUCAAGCUUCAACACCUACGACAUCUUCUUGCUUAUCACUACAACACUGGUCGUGAUCCACCUUUCUACUAUACAUAUGGUGUGAAGUUGCCUAAAGGGAUCGGGAUUUUGAAAAAUUUACAAAAGCUUUCGUAUUUAGAGGUAAACAAUGACAGCGCAAUACUGAAAGAGCUGGGUAAUUUGGUGCAGCUGAAGAGGUUGGGUAUUGUGAAACUAAGAGAAAAGGAUGGGAGUAGUCUGUGUGCCUCCAUUGAGAAAAUGGAACAACUUAGUUCCUUUUCAGUGACAUCAAUUGAUAUACAUGAGCAUCUUGAUCUAAAACAUUUAAAAUCCGUUCCACUAUUUCUCCAACGGUUAUACCUAAGGGGUUGCUUGCAAUCUUUACCUCAUUGGAUUUCCUCUCUUCAAAGCCUUGUGAGGAUGCGUCUACGGGGCUCACGGCUGCACGAAGAUUCGCUAGAAGUUCUUCAACAUCUACCAAACCUAGCCGAACUCGCACUCAUCCAAGCAUUUGAUGGAGCAGAGAUAUGUUGUGGUCAACAAGGAUUUCCAAAGCUACAGAUAUUAGAUCUUGAACAUCUAGAUAAUUUGGAUCGUGUGCUGAUAGUGGAUGGAGCAAUGCCUAACCUUCGAAAGAUGAUCAUCAGGAAUUGUGAAAAAUUGCAACGAGUACCAAUUGGCAUAAGGCAACUGAUAAAUCUCAAAGAACUUCUUUUGAUUGAAAUGCCAGAGGUGUUUCUGAGAAGGCUAUAUAAAGAUGGAGGAACAGAGAGAUCAGAAAUUGAUCACAUCCAAAAGAUUCAAUGUUAUGACAAUGGCAAAUUGAUCGAAGAACUCUCCUGAUAUCCUACACACUUUUUGAUUUGAGAAGACUAAAGGAAUGACUUCACCAGUGUAAGCUAUUUCUUCUAUUCUUCUGAAAGUUAUUCCAUUCUCUGCACAAACAUAUUAUGCUUCCUAUAAUGAAGUUACAUUAAUUGAGUGAUCACAUGAUUGAUACUACAAUUAUACUGAUACUGCUGAUUUUUCCAACAUCUAGUAAUGCUAACUUUAGCUUUUAUUUUUCUCCAACAGGAUGAAUUUUCACAAUGGACUAAAGAUGUUUGCUCAAUCUUCAGUGUUACAUGCCAGUUGAUUCGAAAGAAUGAUAGUCUUUCAAAUGCUUGCAGGAAAUAAAGUUUAUACAAACAAAGCAAGCAAUGCAAAGUUUGGGUCAUGCUUCUCCAUUAAGCGAAAAAAUCAAAACAAAAGCUUGAGGAGUGAUACAGAUCCCUUUUGAUAGCAUUGAUAUCUUCAGCUCUCUUUCCAAGUCUGUGAUAUUCUUCUAUUAUCUAGAUAUCAAUGUUUGAGUGCCUUG